UUCAUUUUCAGAUUUCCAACACACCUCUCUCUCUAUAAUCUCAGAACUCAAAGUCCACAGAAAAACCUACAUUUACUCAAUUGAGCAUGGAAAAUUCUGGUAUUUUGCAGACAGAGCAAGAUCUUCUUGUGUUCUCGUCUCUAUUUCACAAUUCCAAAGGUAAAAAUGUUAAACCACAGGAAACAGAGAUUGAGAAAAAGAUUGAAUUUCUCGAGAGCUUGACAGGAAAAGUCAGCAACAGGAAAUCUCGUAGAUGGCUAAAUGAUCGUUUGUUAAUGGAGCUUGUUCCCCCUUUGAAUGCUGAUGAAAUCAGAGGAUUGUUUGCUCCACCGCCAUGGGGUGGUGAUGUGCCACUUUCACCAUUUUGCAUGACAAAUGUCGGAGAGUGGGACAAGUUCAGGAAUAUAGACAUGGACAAGCAGGAUUCCAUUAUAGAGUCCCUUGAAGACUCGUCUGGAGAGCAGAGAAGCCAUCUAGAUGCUGAUAAAGUUGCAGUACUGACUGCAUGGCAUAGGGUUGAUUGUAGAACUAGAAAUGCACUUCGUCGUUCCUUUCUUUCAGAAUUAAUUAAUAGCUAUGAGGAACGUGUACGAUCGUUCAUCAGGGAAAGUCGGGAUGGAGACGUUCUUGUGCUACAAGUUCAAGAUCCUUUCCAUCGGUUACUACUUCAUGGCGUUUGUGAGUUCUAUAAUUUGCUUUCGACGACAUUCACCCAAUUUGAGUGUCCCAACUCCUUGAAGAUGACUAGGAUAUGCAAGAAGAAAGCUAGCGUGGCCGAUCUUCCUAACAUCACUCUCUGCAACUUUCUAAAGAUGGCGAAAGAAGGGGUUUGGUGAUUCAUUUUGCUAUAAUUCAAAGAAUGUACCAUUAGAACAACCUGUGCAUAAUCUUAACUUAUUCAAUCAAUGUACUAUUAGAACAGCCUCUGUGCAUUAUCUUAAUUUACUCAAAUGGAUGUAAAAGUUUGGCAACUUUGCCAUUUGACUCUUGAAAAUUGAAAUAAUACCUCAUUAUCCCUAAAUUUAGAAUGUUUGUCGCGUCUCGUUUCUUUACGGGCUUAUGAGGUUUGAACUUUCAGGCUAGUUUCAGAAUUUCUUGUAAUUCGUAUAAUGAUCGUUUAACCGAUCGAUAUCUUUUAAUGAUUGUCCUUGUAUUCUA
Messenger RNA from Olea europaea var. sylvestris, 1158 nucleotides. RefSeq names its product R3H domain-containing protein 4-like. Gene Ontology annotation, molecular function: nucleic acid binding. Bases 87 to 836 code for a protein of 249 amino acids. NCBI's taxonomy places the organism in Eukaryota, Viridiplantae, Streptophyta, Magnoliopsida, Lamiales, Oleaceae. The transcript has 7 exons. The record is from RefSeq and is a predicted model, not a curated record.